Messenger RNA from Bradysia coprophila, 2509 nucleotides. Its product is annotated as ELAV-like protein 3. The record is from RefSeq and is a predicted model, not a curated record. Gene Ontology annotation, molecular function: RNA binding. Lineage: Eukaryota; Metazoa; Arthropoda; Insecta; Diptera; Sciaridae. Gene Ontology annotation, cellular component: ribonucleoprotein complex.
AUUUCGUUCUGUUGAGUGAAACGAGUCGAAUAACACUUUUUUUUCGUUCUCAUAAAUUAAUUUUUUUUAUUUUUUUAUUUUUCUUUAGUUUUUGAUUUCUUUUUUGUUUUUGUGUUUCCUAUAAAUUUUCUAAUUUCAUCGGCCACCUAAUUUCUCGAUAUUUUCCGUUUUAAAAAUAUCAUUUUAUUAUUAUACGAAUUUAUUGUGUUUGAGCUGGAUUUUAUUUUCAAUUUAUCCAAUAUCGACUACGCAUAUUACUAUACACGGUAGAACGGUUGUUCGGAUAUUUUCAAGUUUUCUUUUUCAUUAUUAUAAUUUGGAAAGUGAUUCGAGUAUUGAAACGUUUACCUGAAUGAAGUGCAAUUCCCGGCUAGAGAAAAAAAAAAUUGGUUCAUGAAUUCAACUAAAACUAAAUGAUGUGGAGCUGUGUUUUUUCAAUUGGAUAGAUAACAGACUAUUUAGCUAGAGAGAAAGAGAUAAUUUAUUUUUAUACAAAAAGAAAAUAUUUUUGCGAUUAAAAAUAGGAUGUAUUUACAAGUCAUUUUAUAAAAAAAAAAUCAACACGUGACGCCAGUAUUAUUCGAAUCGGAAGUUGGUGAACUUUGGAGAGCACAAACUGAGAAGACUACUAGCAAUCAAAAAACCUCAAAAAGUUUCUUCUUUUUUUUUUAAACAAAGUAAAAGUAAUCAAAAAGUGUGAUAAAAAUGACGAGUGGAAUCGUUGAAGCUCAACAAAAUGGAAACGGUAGCACCAACGGCCAGGAAGAGUCCAAAACAAACUUAAUCGUAAAUUAUCUUCCGCAAACCAUGACACAAGAGGAGAUACGAUUACUGUUCUCGAGCAUUGGCGAAGUAGAGAGUUGCAAGCUCAUUCGGGAUAAAGUGACAGGACAAAGCUUAGGCUAUGGCUUUGUGAAUUACAGUCGAGCGGAUGAUGCUGACAAAGCGAUUAACACCCUGAAUGGCUUACGACUUCAGAAUAAAACUAUUAAGGUUUCCUUUGCUCGUCCAAGUUCCGAAGCGAUAAAAGGAGCAAACCUAUACGUUUCCGGUUUACCAAAAAAUAUGACCCAACCCGAUUUGGAAUCAUUGUUCGCACCAUACGGACGAAUCAUAACAUCGCGAAUUCUGUGCGAUAACAUAACAGUACAACAUAUCGUUACUGCAGGUGGAAUUGAUAUAACGGGCUUAUCCAAAGGCGUGGGUUUCAUCCGAUUCGAUCAGCGAUGUGAAGCGGAAAAGGCAAUCAAGGAGCUCAACGGUACAAUUCCGAAAAAUUCAACCGAACCGAUUACCGUCAAAUUUGCAAACAAUCCGAGCAACAACAAGGCCAUGGCCCCAUUAGCCGCUUAUUUAACGCCACAAACUGUUCGACGCUUUGCUGGUCCGAUUCAUCAUCAUGCAACGGGUGGUCGUUUCAGAUAUUCCCCAUUGACUGGUGAUAUACUAGCCAAUGCCAUUAUGCCUGGUACAUCAAUCAACAGUUCUAGCGGUUGGUGCAUAUUUGUGUACAAUUUAGCCCCCGAAACCGAAGAAAAUGUUCUGUGGCAAUUAUUCGGUCCGUUCGGUGCCGUUCAGUCAGUUAAGGUUAUUCGUGAUUUACAGACGAACAAGUGCAAGGGCUACGGAUUUGUUACAAUGAGUAACUAUGAAGAUGCGCUGGUUGCGAUUAACUCAUUAAACAAAUAUGUACUCGGUAAUCGGGAGCUUCAGGUUAGCUUUAAGACAAACAAAACUAAGGGUCAGUAAGGUGGAUCCGUUAGGUUUUAAUUUAUGAUAAACAAAAGAAAAAUAUUUUGUUUUUCCUUUGAUGUCUCUUUAAUUAUACUAUAAAUAUUGAUUCGUUUACAAUUUCUUUUUCUUUUUGAGUUGUAGUUUGUCAAUUAUUUUUUUUGGUUUUCUUUUUUGGACGUAAUAUGUAAGGUGAUUUUUAUGUGUUUUGACUAAAAAUUAUAGAAAAAUUUACACAACAAGAGAACAAAAUAAUUCACAAGAAAUCUUCGUCUUGCAAUGAGAGAAAGAGAGAGAAACUAAAGAGAACAAUUUAGUCUAAAAUAAUGAUAAAAAAUCAAACACCAUAACACCAUAAUCGUGAUGUACAAAAAAUGUAAGAAAAGUGUUUACAAAAAAAAAACGGGAAAAAAUUUCGUGAACAAUUUGAAGAGACAAACACCGAAGUAAGAAAUUUAAAAAAAGAAAGAAAAAAAAAGGAAAAUGAAAAUAACAAAACGAGAAUUAGACAACAUUUACAAAGUAAAUUUAGAUGUAUUUUAAUGACAAACAAAGUUGUACUUGCUAAAUAAGGGAAGAAAGAUCAUUUUAAAAGUACGAACCGAAAAUAUCCCACAAACACAUCGGUUCGGUUGGAAAAUAUUAUAUUCCGUUCUAGUAAAACAAAAGAACAGGAAAACAGAAGAAAUUAUUAAGAAAACGAAAAAACACACAGCAAAACUGUUCGAAAUGUGUUCAGAUUUAAAGUAAGGAUUUUAUAUUCUUGAAUAUUUAAAAA